AAAUUUACGCCAACGAUGGAAAAAUAAAUGUCAGAAUCAGAAAAAUAAUUGCGUCUAAAAAAUCUGGAAAAUGAAAACAAAAGACUUUGUAAACCUUGUUGUUGGUGCAGCAAUAGGAGGUGUUACAACUCUGGGAGUGUGUUAUGUCAUUGCUAAGUACAAGGAGAAGAAAGCACCCCCUCCAAAGCCAGACUCGCCUGUGAGAACUACGCGCCAAUCAUCAACUAGCACAUAUCACAGAUCACAAUCGACAGAAGAACGUGCGAAUGAGCGUGGUUCGCAGAGUCAGCGACGGUUUCAUCGGCUGCUGUCGACAUCAGGCUCCACCACCCAGGAGGAUACGCCGACCAUCACUGUCGAGAUGGGGAAAAGUGAUGAGACCCAGAACAUGAUGAAUUUGCUCUAUUUCAUCGCCGAUGAACAAGCAAAGCGAGAUGGUUACGUGCACCGAGGCAUCACCUGUAACAUGUGUACUUUAAAUCCAUUAUGCGGGACAAGAUACAAGUGUGCCAACUGUCCAGAUUACGACGUGUGUGAGAAGUGUGAACCGAAGGAUGUCCACAAUAGUACCCACGUCUUCUUAAAGAUCACCACCCCUCUUCCUCCAUUAGCUAGUCCGCGUGCCAUGCUCACAAAGAAGUUAUAUCCGGGAAAACCGAAUAACUUCAACUUUUUAACACUCGAAGAAACAUUGAAAUAUACAAGAGAAACAAAUUUUGACCAAUACGAAAUAGAAGCCCUUCACGAAGAGUACAGAUCUUUAGCAAAAAGUGAACGAGGGAUAUCGAGAGAAGUUUUCGAUACGUGUUUGGGGCCACUGGCGUUAGAAAGUAACUUAUUAUUGGAAAGGCUGUUCAAGUUUUAUGACCGAAAUGGUGACAAAUACAUUGACUUUGAUGAACUAGCCCGGGGUAUGUCAAUACUGGUCAAAGGUACAGUCAUGGAUAAAAUGCCUUAUGCAUUUCAAGGUUAUGAUUUAGACAAACGAGACUCAAUUAGCAAGGAAAACAUGAGAAGACUUUUCAAGGCCUACUUUGAUAUCACAAUAGAACUAGUCAGGGAUGUGGUGAAAGCUUGUGAAGAAGAAAUGAUGGCUAACUUCGACGACAGCAGUGGCAAGCCCGUCUCCUCUCUCUUCAGCGCCCCCAUUCCAAACGACACUGCCUUCCUCUCAAACAACAACACGACGAAACGGCCGAUUCCUGGUAAUCCAGGCGGAAGGGAGAGCAUGUGGCCCGUCAUGGAAGCCAUGUCCCAGGAUGCAAUCGAAGAAAUGGUUGACAAUCUGUUCAAGAUGGCAAAUCUCGGAGAUGAUGACAGGAUGACUCUAGAGAAGUUCAAAGAGAUCGCACUGAUUGAUGCAUCGCUGAUUGCUUGGUUCGAUGCCCUUGGAACUGUGUUUUAAAUUUCACAAAAUUCAGGAGAUGGACAAAGAUUCCAUUUCAAAUUUCAAAUGGGUCACAGUUCUGUUCGUCUCCAGUGUGUGGAUGGUAAAAGCCCCUAAUUGUAAGAAGUCUGUUCCCCUUGUAGGUUAUUUUGGGCCCACAGGAUCUCACAGUCGGUGUGGGUCGGUGUGUCCAGGUGGUCAAUUUGGCUGCUUGGGAUGCUGUUUCCAAUGGCUAUCAUUACUCCCCCUCCUAUACUGACGGCAUCUCUGUCUCUGCGGUAGAUGGUGUACAUUGAAGCAAAGUAGGAUAAGUGAUCACUGGUGGGAUGAGUGAUGAUGCAUUUAGUAGGACUGGUGGGAUAAGUCACAAGUGGUAAUCCAUUGAAUAGGAUUGGUAAGAUUACUACUCGUUCUGUGUGGUGAAAACUAUACGUUUCCAAAAUCUUCACUAAGAUGAUCUACUAAGGGAUGGUAUAAAAACCAUUGGAUGGUCGAACCCUUUUACUCCAUGUGCCAGAUACAUAACCCUCAAGACUGUGCACCUUAAUUGUAAAUUGUUGCUAUUGAGAUUUGUAUGUAAACAUUUUAAUGGUCACCUUAUCUCGAACCCUUUCACUCCCUGUGCUAGAAGAACAACCCUCAAGACAGAAUGUCUUCAAUCGUAAUUGUUGUUAUUGAGAUCUAUAUAUUGUGCUACUUUCCAUUUUGGAGGCAAUGUUGUUUUGUAUACUCUUU
Lineus longissimus is the source of this 2122-nucleotide messenger RNA. RefSeq lists its product as uncharacterized. Gene Ontology annotation, molecular function: zinc ion binding; calcium ion binding. The coding region runs from base 71 to 1405 and encodes 444 amino acids. The transcript has 12 exons. NCBI's taxonomy places the organism in Eukaryota, Metazoa, Nemertea, Pilidiophora, Heteronemertea, Lineidae. The record is from RefSeq and is a predicted model, not a curated record.